This is a messenger RNA of Pyricularia grisea, 4443 nucleotides long. RefSeq lists its product as uncharacterized. The record is from RefSeq and is a predicted model, not a curated record. NCBI's taxonomy places the organism in Eukaryota, Fungi, Ascomycota, Sordariomycetes, Magnaporthales, Pyriculariaceae. Gene Ontology annotation, biological process: transmembrane transport. Gene Ontology annotation, molecular function: ABC-type transporter activity; ATP hydrolysis activity; ATP binding. Gene Ontology annotation, cellular component: membrane. The transcript has a single exon. The coding region runs from base 1 to 4443 and encodes 1480 amino acids.
AUGGCCCUACAGCUCGAGACAGAGCUGGCCGCUUGGCCUUCCUCUUGCACCGCUGCCGAUACGAGAUUUGGCCCAGGGCUGCCAUCUUCCGAAUGCCGAGGCGGCUUUGAUUUUACGUUGGCCUUUGAGCAUAUUGUGUUAUCUCUGGUGCCGGGGUCGGUAUUCCUAGCUGCAGCCAUCAUUCGACUAUGGCAGCUCAGCCGUGCCCGAGUUGUUUCCCAAGAUAAGGGCCUCCAAGCAGGCAAACUAUGUACCGCUUGCGCUCUUGGUGUCAGUCAGCUAGCGGUGGUGGUGUUCUGGGCCUUACCUGACACUUAUCGGACCACUGCAUCACUGCCGGCAGCUGUGGUGAAUCUCUUGGCAGCGUUGACGAUAUUGCCCUUGUCGUACUGGGAAGGGAGACGAGCACCCAGGCCGUCGGCUGUGUUGAACGUUUACCUGCUCGGGGCUUGCCUGUUCGAGGCGGUGCAGACAAGAACACUGUGGCUUGCAACAGAGGAAGGCGGUGGUGAUCAUGUGCGACGGCUUGCUAUAUCCUUAUCUGUCGUUCUUGGUGUCAAGACGAUCCUUCUUGUGCUAGAAGCAGUUCCAAAGACUAUAAUAGCAAAAACUCCAGGGGCGCAGAACUGGGAAGAAGAAAAACAGGAAAGCAAACAUCAAAAGGGGGAGAGACAGGCACCACGUGAGCAAACAGCCGGGGUUUAUGCCCGAAGGACAUUCUGGUGGCUUAACAGGAUCCUCUGGACUGGCUUUCGAAACAGCAAGCUCCGAGCUGACGACCUCUACGAGAUUGACGACGAAAUCAAGACAGAGCGAUACAGUGAGGCGCUCGCGAGCGCUUGGGGAAGAGCCGACAAGAACAAGAAGCGGGCGCUUCUCCUGAGCACGCUUAGCGUUUUGAAAUGGCCGCUGCUGAUUCCCGCAGUCCCACGUUUUGUACAAAUAUUCCUCAACCUCGCCCAGCCGCUCCUACUAUUGCGUGUGCUGCAGCAUGUCUCCAGCACGCCUUCAGCCGGCACUGCAGCCGAAGAAAGACACGUCGGCCAAGGCCUCAUCAUCGCCACGGUCCUGGUCUACUUCAGCCUCGCUGUGUUCAACGGCUACUACGGGUCCAAGAUCAACCGCGCCGUUGUUCUAGUCCGCGGCGCACUUAUCGACCUUAUCUACCGGCACAUGCUCGAGUUGGAUCUGACGACUUGCAAGACCACCGCCGCUUCGGGCCCCGCCGGUCUCGUGACAAUGGAUGUGGAGCGCGUUGAUCUCGCCGUCGAUAAGCUGCACUCGCUAUGGGCCGCACCCAUAGAGGUCGGUCUUGGUAUCUUCCUCAUAGAGAGGCAGGUCGGAUGGGCUUGCGUAGGGACGGCCGUUGUGGCUGCAGGGUGCACGCUGGCCACCACCAGAAUCAGCAGGCUCUUGCCCAGCCGCCAAAAGGCAUGGAACCAGUCUGUGCAGCGCAGGGUGGCGCUCACCUCGACGGCGCUGAACAACAUCAAGUCGAUCAAGAUGAUGGGCGGCUUUGAGCGUCACGUUGCCGACAGACUGCAGGCGGCAAGAGAAGCUGAGCUUGACGCCUCGGCCUCGUUCCGGAAGUACAUGACCAUCGUGAACACACUCGUCAUGGUACCUCGCCAACUCUCUGCGCCCCUGGUUCUCACCUUGUAUGCUCUAGGUGUCAACAACAACAACGGCACGUUGCUUACGGCGUCGAGAGCGUUCACGACGCUUGCUCUGAUUGAAAUAGUAGCAGUGCCUAUGGGGUUGUUGCUUCAGGCGCUCCCCAGUAUAACGUCUUCACUUGCUUGCUUGGACCGCAUCCAGGCAUUUUUGCUGUCCAAGGCUCGAGUCGAUCACCGAAGGCAGCUGCAGACGGCACACAUGAAUGAAAAGCUGAAGAAUGAUGUGACGAUGGACAUAUCAACCGUUGAUGAGGCUCCAGAUUUGAUGGUGUCAUUCAAGAACGCCAGCUUCUCUUAUGCCACCGGCGAAAAGGGUGCGAGCUUUACGCUAAGCCAAAUCAGUAUGGACUUGCCCCGGGGCAGCAUUACGAUAGUGGCAGGGCCUGUUGGAAGCGGCAAGAGUACCCUCUUGAAGGCCAUACUCGGCGAGCUUGAGCUAGUGGCAGGAGAAGUGCACGUAAAUCCGGGGCCGAUCGGCUUCUGCGACCAGAAUCCUUGGAUAAGCAAUGGCACCAUACGUCAGUGCAUCAAGGGCAACAGUGAGUACGACAAGGAACUGUAUGAAGAUGUUGUGCACACCUGCGCCCUGGACCAAGACAUGAUGCGUUGGGGUGAAGAAGGUAGCGGUAGCGGUAGCGGUAGCGACAUGAAUGUGGGAAGUCGAGGAAUGGCUUUGAGCGAAGGCCAGAAGCAUCGGCUUGCCCUUGCGAGGGCGUUGUAUUCGCGCGCGCCGCUAUUGAUUCUGGACAACACCUUCCAAGCGCUCGAUUCACAAACCGAGGCCACCAUCAGGGACAGGCUUCUUGCUCCAACCUCCGGUUGGGCUGCUCGACACGGCACGACUGUCGUGCUGGCAACGACUUCUUGCGAUAAUGUCCUGCUUGGACAUGCCGAUCAAGUGGUGACUCUGGACCAGAAUGGCAAGAUGGUUCCAAGUGAAGCAAGCACCCUUCUAUUCAGUGAGGAGCAGUCACCUCCCAAAAAUGAGCAGAUACAACAGCCAUUUGAGCAAGCUAGACCUAAAAUGAAACCCAAUGCUCUCAACGACAAGAAGCCAUCAACGCAGCCAGCAGUGAGCAAGGAAAGCUCCAAAUCUGUCGGUACCUAUCGGUUCUUCUUUGGGCCAGUCGGCUUCCUGAGGUUGGCCGUUCUCAUCCUAGGAGUGAUAUCUCUGGCCGUCCUGACACGUAUCCAACGCAUCUGGGUGCAGUGGUGGACCGAGGCCUCCUCCCGCGAUGGCUAUCCUACCUUUGUCGGUGUUUACUUCACCUUUGCUGUAGGAGGCUGCAUGAGCUUUGCUUUUGUCUUUUGGUGGCUCUUCAUGUCCGUCACACCAAUCACAGCAGGCGGACUACAUCAGCAACUGGUGUCAACCAUCUUCUCAGCACCCCUGUCCUAUUUCUCAGGCAUAGACUCGGGCAUCAUUCUCAACCGCUUCAGUCAGGAUAUGGCUGUUCUCAACGGUAUGCUGCCCGUGAGCAUCUUCCAGACCACAUCAACCGGUGCACUCAUCAUCGGCCAGCUCGCCCUAAUCAUGUAUGGCGCGAACUACAUGAGCAUUUCCCUGCCUUUCACGCUCAUCACACUAUGGCUACUUGCAAACUUUUACCUGCGCACCUCUCGCCAGCUGCGUGUCCUGGAGCUCGAGUUAAAGGCACCCAUAUACACGCUCUUGAGCGAGACAAUGGAAGGAUUAUCAACCAUCCGCGCUUUUGGGUGGCAGUCUUGGUACCGCGGCCGCUGCCACGUGAGGGUUGACGGGUCCAAGAGGGCCAUCUAUCUUUUAUUCAUGGUCCAGCGCUGGCUCGGCUUCGUGCUCGACUGCACAGUCGCUGCGUUGGCCACUUUCAUGGUCAUCUUGGCCACGCAGCUCCGCGAAAGUACCAAUUCUGCCUCUCUAGGCGUAGGACUCUCGAGUAUAAUAGGGUUCAGCGUUCUCGUCGCCCAGCUCGUGGCCACUUAUACCGAGGUGGAGAAUUCCCUCGGAGCUGUGGAUCGCAUCAGGGAUUGCGUCGAGACGGUGCCGUCCGAAGAAGACGAGUCGAGGCUUGUGCAGCCGCCUGCCGAAUGGCCAGCGCGAGGCCAUCUGGAAUUUCGCCAUGUAACUGCCGGGUAUACCAGCAAAGACGGCGUAACCACCGAGGUCAUCCAAGAUUUGACGUUCAGGGUUAAACCUGGUCAGAAGGUCUGGUUAUGUGGUAGAACUGGCAGCGGGAAGUCGACGAUUCUAAACCUUCUCCUCCGUCUUAUGAAUGCAAGCUCGGGCGAGAUCCUAGUCGACGGUGAAGACAUGGCGCGAAUUAGCCCCUCGGCCGUCAAGAAAGCAUUUGCAGUCAUCCCGCAGUCACCAUUCUUUCUACCGGGCACGACGAUUCGCGUAAGCCUUGGUCUAUACGCUUCAAGCUCGGAGGGUGAUUUGGCUCAGAUACCAGACGAAGAAAUGAUAUCCGUCAUGAACGAGGUAGGCUUAUGGGACCACGUAAGGUCACAGGCUGGAGAACUAGGGUUGGGAUUAAACAUGGACCAGCUUCCGCUCUCGCAUGGCCAACGCCAGCUAUUUGGUUUCGCCAUGGCGAUGCUGAAAGUGAAGAGGCAGGGGAGCAAGGUCGUCCUGAUGGAUGAGCCAGCCAGCGGAUGUGAUCAAGAGACAGUGAUGCAGUUGGGCGCGCUGAUCCGACGGGCCUUUGAAAAUUGCACAGUGCUUGCUGUCACCCACAGUUCGGACAUUAUUUCUGAGGAGGACAUGGUAGUCUCGCUUGACAAUUAG